AAACUUGAAGUUUUCCUGCUAACUUUCCAGUCGCUGGGAUCAGCAGUGGCAGCAGCAUGUCUGGCUCUCCGUCCUGGAUCCUGAGCGCCUUCUGGCUCAGCUGCCUGCUCGGCUCGGCCGCCUGCAGACGCGGCAGAGGUCAUGGCGGCCAUCAUAGCCCCAUCAUCUUUAACGAUUUCUGCGCCAUGAAAGAUGAGUCGGGGCCGUGCAAGGCCAUCAAGGAACGCUUCUUCUUCGACGUUAACACUGGGAGCUGCGAGCGCUUCGAAUACGGCGGCUGCAGCGGAAACGCCAACAACUUCGAGACAAUGGAGGAAUGUGAGGAGGCGUGCGUCUUCUCAGACGAUAAGAACCCGUGUCACCUGCCGGAGGCCCCGGGCCCCUGCCGAGGUUUGGUGAGGCGCUUCUUCUUCGACAGCCAGACUCAGCAGUGCAGACAUUUCUACUACGGCGGCUGCUUCGGCAACGCCAACAACUUCAGGAGCAUGGCCGACUGCCAGGCGAAAUGCCUCAACCCAGACGAACCUGCGGCUGCGGCAGACGUCCAUGUGAGGAAACCCGCCGUGACCCGUCCAACCAUCGCAGCAGAGGAGCUGACUGUGAGCGAACCGCAGGUGCAGCUGAACGCCUCCGACUCACAAAGAGACUUCAGCGCCUCAGAGAUCUGCUUCAGCCCCAUCGACCGCGGCAGCUGCAGCGACACCGUCAAGCGGUUCGCCUUCAACCCGGCAACCAAGCGCUGCCAGUCGUUCACCUACAGCGGCUGCGGCGGGAACCAGAACAACUUCCUGAGCCGCAAAAAUUGCUACCACAAAUGCAUCAAAGGCCAUAAGGGCUCCAGGAAUGGGAUGAUCCGAAUAAGGAAGAAAAACAUCAACAGCAUCGUGAACCGCGGGGACUGAACGCCGCGCCCUGCGGGACGCCGCUCCUCUUCCAUACAUGUAUUUAUCUCUGUAUUAUAGCUUCUACUCUGUUUCUUCAGAAAAUCUCUGUUUUUAAUAGUGAGCUGUUUAUUUUUGAUUCAUUAUGAUGACAAUUCUGUGCACAAGUCUUGAGUCACUCCUCAGAUUGUUUCAGGAAACAAGAGGCGGUUUAAAACUUUAGCACAGAAGCAAAAUAGAAACAUAAACUUCCUUCUGAUCUGAUGUGACAUUAAGACAUUUCUUUUUUUAUUUCUAAACUUCGAGUUUUCAGUAUCGGCCCUAAAAGUCUAAAAUUAUAAAGUAAAAUAAGUUUCUGAAUUGGUUAAAUAAAGACCCAGAAUGCCAUAAGAGUGUGGAAACAGCAAAGACUGAUGGGAAAUAUUUAAAGCCUGCUCAUUUGACUCUUCUCGUUUUUAUCUGCAAUAAUAUUAAAGUUUCUAUAAAAAACUAGAAUAACAUAAAGAGAUUUAAAACAGUUGAAGUUUUAUUUAUGGUAUCUUUGCUCUAAAUUGUGAAAACAUUCAGCUGCAACCAAAAAGAGUUAAAAAAAUAUUCUGUUUUAUGUUUAAGAAAAAAGCUGAACCGAUUCAACUUUAUUACACAAAGUUGUAAUAAUCUGUAAAAAUCCUGAAGAAAACUUUUUUUUUGCUUAUUUAUGCUGAUGAAUAUUAAAUCUGUAUAGGAAAACAUUCCGGUUCUGCCUUCAUUUUGCAUGAAUUAUUCAUCCUGUUUGAGUUUUUGUGGAUUGUUUUGUUGGUAUGAAGCUUUUAAGCUGCAGAUUUUGUUCUUUUAUUUGUUGAAAUAUUUUCCUCUGCUUCAUAUUUCGGUCUCUGGAUAUCAGCUGUUUGUGUCUGCAGUUAUUGAUCGCUGUAAGUUGAUUCAUUUAUUGAUUAAACGAACCCCAGAAACUCUU
Messenger RNA from Poecilia latipinna (sailfin molly), 1836 nucleotides. RefSeq names its product tissue factor pathway inhibitor a (gene tfpia). The coding region runs from base 57 to 902 and encodes 281 amino acids. NCBI's taxonomy places the organism in Eukaryota, Metazoa, Chordata, Actinopteri, Cyprinodontiformes, Poeciliidae. Gene Ontology annotation, cellular component: extracellular region. The transcript has 7 exons. The record is from RefSeq and is a predicted model, not a curated record. Gene Ontology annotation, molecular function: serine-type endopeptidase inhibitor activity. Gene Ontology annotation, biological process: negative regulation of peptidase activity.